AUGCUCUGGAGGAGAGCGGCACUGAGCCGGUUCACCGUUAUCGCACUCACCCCGAGCUCUCUGUAACACCCCUGAAGACAGUUAGAGAGAGAAAGACAUCAUGAACAUCUUUAGGCUGACUGGAGAUCUGUCUCAUCUAGCUGCCAUCAUCAUCCUGCUGCUCAAGAUAUGGAAGAGCAGGUCCUGCGCAGGUAUCUCUGGGAAGAGCCAGAUACUCUUUGCCUUGGUGUUCACCACACGGUACCUGGAUCUCCUGACAUCCUUCAUUUCUCUGUACAACUCGUGCAUGAAGAUUAUCUACAUCGGAUGUGCCUACGCCACGGUCUACAUGAUCUACGCAAAGUUCAGGGCAACUUAUGAUGGAAACCACGACACUUUCAGAGUUGAGUUUCUGGUGGUUCCUGUGGGAGGUCUCGCCUUUCUGGUCAACCAUGACUUCUCUCCGUUAGAGAUUCUGUGGACCUUUUCCAUCUACCUUGAGUCUGUGGCCAUCCUGCCUCAGCUCUUUAUGAUUAGCAAGACCGGCGAGGCCGAGACCAUCACUACCCACUAUCUGUUCUGCCUGGGGGUCUACCGCGCCCUCUACCUCUUCAACUGGUUCUGGAGGUUCUACUUUGAGGGCUUCUUUGACAUGAUUGCCAUCGUGGCUGGGGUCGUCCAGACUAUUCUCUAUUGUGACUUCUUCUACCUUUACAUCACAAAAGUGCUGAAAGGAAAGAAGCUGAGUCUACCAGCCUAAGUGCCAAAGAACAGAGAGCUGUGUCUCCAUCAGACUUAUAGAGGGGCACAAGCCAAUGAUGCCAUCGCAAGAUGCCCAAGGCAAAGAACGCAUAACGCCAGUUCAAUCACUGAUUUAUUUCUCUCCGCCUGGACACCAACCAUCCCCUUACAGAAACGAGGACGUUUUUGCAAACUUUUCUUCUGUCUUUAGCAUCUUGCAAUGCUUUUUUUUAUUGCUAUCGAAAAGAAAAAGAAGAAUAAGCUUUUCUAUAUACAAGGUGUAUUGAAAUAUCAAACAGUGCAUUAACAGUUAAAUGCGUCAUUGUAAAUUAGUCCAUGAUUGGAAAUGACUCCCAGUGUCAAAUAAGUUUGUGGUUCUUUCCUGAUUUAAGAGGGGGAAGAAAUGAAAUGUGUCUAUUCAAGAAUUCAAAUUAUUAUAUCCCUAUUCUUUUUUUUCCCCCACAAUGUACAUGUGGUUAAAUUCGUUGUUUGCUUCAAUGAACAUCCUUUUCAUUUUUUUCCCCCACUUAAAUGCCUUAUUUGUAUUUCAGUUUAUGUACAUAACCAUUUUUGUUGAUGCCCCCAUAGCAAUGAGUCAACUGUAAAUAAGAGAGCAUUUCAUAUUUCAUUCAGCACAAUUCUCUUUGUGUCCCCCAUAUCAUUUUUUUAGGAUGUCAGCAUUUAUCAGUGAUAUGUGAUAUUACAGCAAGGUUGUUUAAAUAUUCAGUUGUUACCUGCAAACAUCAGCUUGUUGAAAUGCAGUAAUUUAUGGUAAGAUCAUUAAAUCUAGUGGUGUGGAUACUGUCAAAGCACAUUUUGGAGUGACUUUUGUAGCAUAGUAUUUUUUUUUAAUGGACUACAUCUUGUUUUCUUUAAGUUCAACAUCCCCAAUCUUUUCCCCUCGGGAGUCAUUCCUGCAGGUUUUUUUUUUAGUUUUUACAUGUCUCCAAUAAAUAUUUUAAGGGA
Cyprinus carpio (common carp) is the source of this 1686-nucleotide messenger RNA. RefSeq names its product KDEL endoplasmic reticulum protein retention receptor 2a (gene kdelr2a). NCBI's taxonomy places the organism in Eukaryota, Metazoa, Chordata, Actinopteri, Cypriniformes, Cyprinidae. Gene Ontology annotation, molecular function: ER lumen protein retrieval receptor activity. Gene Ontology annotation, biological process: protein retention in ER lumen; endoplasmic reticulum to Golgi vesicle-mediated transport. Gene Ontology annotation, cellular component: endoplasmic reticulum; cis-Golgi network; membrane. The record is from RefSeq and is a predicted model, not a curated record.